AUGUUGAAUGAUGAAUUCAUCAAACAACUUGGAAUCCAAAGAAGGAAGAAAUCUAACGAAGGCAGGAAUCCAAAGACGGAAGGAAUCCAAAGAAGGAAGGAAUACAAAGAAGGUAGGAAUUCAGGGAAGGAAGGAAUCCAAAGAAAGAAGGAAUACAAAGGAAGAAGGAAUAUUAAGAAGGAAGAAAUUCAAAGAAGAAAGGAAUCCAAGAAAAAAAGGAAUACAAAGAAGGAAGGAAUUCGAAGAAGGCAGGAAUCCAAAGAAGGAAGAAAUCUAACGAAGGCAGGAAUCCAAAGACGGAAGGAAUCCAAAGAAGGAAGGAAUACAAAGAAGAAGAAAGGAAUCCAAGAAAAAAAGGAAUACAAAGAAGGAAGGAAUUCGAAGAAGGCAGGAAUCCAAAGAAGGAAGAAAUCUAACGAAGGCAGGAAUCCAAAGACGGAAGGAAUCCAAAGAAGGAAGGAAUACAAAGAAGGUAGGAAUUCAGGGAAGGAAGGAAUCCAAAGAAAGAAGGAAUACAAAGGAAGAAGGAAUAUUAAGAAGGAAGAAAUUCAAAGAAGAAAGGAAUCCAAGAAAAAAAGGAAUACAAAGAAGGAAGGAAUUCGAAGAAGGCAGGAAUCCAAAGAAGGAAGAAAUCUAACGAAGGCAGGAAUCCAAAGACGGAAGGAAUCCAAAGAAGGAAGGAAUACAAAGAAGGUAGGAAUUCAGGGAAGGAAGGAAUCCAAAGAAAGAAGGAAUACAAAGGAAGAAGGGAUAUUAAGAUGGAAGAAAUUCAAAGAAGAAAGGAAUCCACAGAAGGAAUGA
Molecule: messenger RNA, 801 nt
Organism: Phaedon cochleariae (mustard beetle)
Lineage: Eukaryota; Metazoa; Arthropoda; Insecta; Coleoptera; Chrysomelidae
Source: the annotation of a GenBank genome assembly